CCGGUAGUUCUGUUCUGAUAUAAUCAACUUUCCAAAACUUUUACUAAUUAUCUGGAAGGAAGAUGAUUUAAAUAGUAAUAAUGUUAAUAAUAACAACUCUUUAAUGUGUCGUAGUGACGAUAAUGUGACAUGUAGAGCCAGUGUUAGACCUGUUCUACAACUUUAGCAUUGAAGCUAAAGGUCUGAGCUGCUGGUUCUCAUGGUCUGGAAUUAUUGUUAUUAUUAUUGAUUGGUGGAAUAUUUCCAUAUAAACACAAGAACCGGACUCCAAAGGAAUAAUAUCAACUUAAAAUAAGGAGUUUAUUAUUUUAAAAGUCGGUUAAUCUGCAGAAAGCCUGACCCCCCUGUAUACAGCAGCAUGUAACAGAGUAAAUCUGAACAGGGCUGUGACCUUGUUUGGCUGAAAUGGAGGCAUGUGUGAGCUUUUUAUUCCAUAAAACUCGGAUCCUUUCUACCAGAUGUUGGAAUCGUGCUUUAUUACAGGGUUUCAGAAUAAGAUCAGCUCCUCUGGUUCGUCCUCUCUGUGCUCAUCAUUCAGGAUGGACGUGCAGACACAGCAAACAGGUUUCAUUACAGAGUACAGGGGUGCAGUCCAGACCCAGAGACACAGCGCUGAUCUGUCGUGGCAGAGUUACAGACGCUUCCCAUGCAGCGCUGUCCAGCGUGGCCCCUGUGUUUGUUGUGAUGAAAUUCGAUCCAGAAGGAAACGUCACUUCAUUCGAGAAAAAGAAAACGGAGCUCUAUCAGGAACUCGGAUUGCAGGCGAGAGACCUGAGAUUCCAACACCUCACCAGCAUCACGUCACGAAAUAAUGCCAUCAUCAUACGCAUGGAGUCUCUGAAGGCAGUCGUGACUCCGGAGUGUUUGCUGGUGCUGGAUUUCCGCGGGAUGGGUUUGGAGAAGUGGCUGGUUUUGGAGUUGGGGCCUCAGCUAGCAGGAGAUGGAGCUCUGGCCACCUACUCUUUACCCUUCGAGUUUAGGGCCCUGGAGGCCAUUCUACAGCACAGGAUAAACACACUGCAGACGAGGUUAAACGAAGUUCAGCCACAGAUCAUCGACUGCCUCGAGUCGCUCUUGGAUCCCAAACUUUUGUCUGCGGACCGCAGCAAACUCCACAUGCUCCUCCUCAGCAGUAAGAGCCUGUCUGAGCUGGAGACGGAUAUUAAAGUGUUUAAGGACAGCCUGCUGAAGAUCCUGGACGAGGACGAGCUGAUCGAGGAGCUGUGUCUGACCAAGUGGACCGACCCCCGCGUGUUUGAGGAGAGCAGCCUGGGUAUAGACCACGCCCAUGAGAUGGAGCUACUCCUGGAGAACUAUUUCAUGCAGGCGGAGGAGCUGGGGAACACGGCGCGAGAGCUGAAGGGGCUCAUCGACGACUCCGAGAGUGUCAUCUUCAUCAACCUGGACAGUCAUCGAAAUGUGAUGAUGCGCCUGAACCUCCAGCUCACCAUGGGAACCUUCUCCUUGUCCUUAUUUGGCCUGAUGGGUGUGGCUUUUGGCAUGAACCUCAUGUCUUCAUUUGAAGAAGAUCCACGGGCGUUUUGGUUGGUGACGGGAGUUAUGUUUUUAGGCAGUGGGCUCAUCUGGAGGCGCCUGCUUUCCUUCCUGGGACGACACUUGGAACCCAGCUCUCCUCCUCCAAUUCCACCAGUUCUGAGGAAAAACCAGAUCAGCACAUUAAGGGGAACAGAUAUCAAAUCUGGAGUGAGAUGAUAACCUGACUGCAGCAUCGUUUCUCUCUCUCUAUGCUUUUUAAAGUUGUCUAUCUGUAUUAAUUUUGAACUUUUUUAUAUAUUCAGUAAAAGGGAAAUAAUAUUCAACUAUUUCUUUUUAUUAUUUAAUGACUUUUGGUACAAAUGUACACUUUACAGUUUAUGUAAUAUAAACAAGGAAGUUAAGGAUGUGUUUAUAAGCAUAAACACACAUGCACAUAAGCCUAAGUGUGAAUUUAAUUCUAAGUGACUGUGUGUGUGUGUGUGUGUGUGUGUGUGUGUGUGUGUGUGUGUGAGAAUAAUUACAUAACAGUAAGUCAGAUUGGUUGAGUGUGUAGCCACUGAUGCAGCGCUGCUUUCACAUCAUCACAUGAAAAUCUUCUUCACCUUAAAGCUUCUUUGAGCGUCCAAAAAGGUGGAAAGAUGGAGCUAAAUCUGGACUAUAAGCGUCUCUCAGUCUCUCGGACACAUAACCAAAAUAUACAAGUGAUGAAAGAUUCCUUGUUAAAAUAAAGUUAAAAUUGGCACCCAGGUGGCGCAGUGGGAUAUUCCGCUAGCACACCAGCGCCGAGAUUCUGCACUCCUCCAGUCAGCUGGGCACCAUCGGGCAGGCAUAAUUGGCCGCUGUAUCUGCUAGAGUGGGACAACCGGACUGUGUGGGUGGGUGGGGUCUUCAUACGCUGUGUAAGGACCCUGAUCGGCGGAAGAGACGCCUGUGCACAAUGCAGGGGCGAGAAGAGGAGGGCUGUACACGUGUAGAAAGAGGCGUGUGCAGCGACGUGCUCUCCUCGGAUGCAAUCGGGUAUCCAUCAGCAGCGGAAGACGGGCUAAAUCGGGAGGAAAAUGGGGAGUACAUGCUUGGCCUUACCUGAGUAUUUUGAAACUGGAGGUCAAUGUAAGGAGCCCUUAUUACCCUGGUGGAUUGAAGAUGGUUUGCAAGAAGAGAUGGACCAAAAUGAAAGCACAAUGCUGAUUGUUAUUGUCAUUAAAUUAAACUGAUUUUCAACAAAGUGCUGUUAUUCAUUGAGGUGUCAGGUAUUUUUGUCAAUAUUCAUUAGUACAAUAAGUGUGUACUAAUGUAAAA
This is a messenger RNA of Trichomycterus rosablanca, 2796 nucleotides long. RefSeq names its product magnesium transporter MRS2 (gene mrs2). The record is from RefSeq and is a predicted model, not a curated record. Gene Ontology annotation, cellular component: mitochondrial inner membrane. Gene Ontology annotation, molecular function: magnesium ion transmembrane transporter activity. The coding region runs from base 406 to 1713 and encodes 435 amino acids. Gene Ontology annotation, biological process: mitochondrial magnesium ion transmembrane transport. The transcript is spliced from 11 exons. NCBI's taxonomy places the organism in Eukaryota, Metazoa, Chordata, Actinopteri, Siluriformes, Trichomycteridae.